Messenger RNA from Triticum aestivum (bread wheat), 1722 nucleotides. Its product is annotated as putative FBD-associated F-box protein At5g56700. The transcript has 3 exons. The coding region runs from base 125 to 1480 and encodes 451 amino acids. Lineage: Eukaryota; Viridiplantae; Streptophyta; Magnoliopsida; Poales; Poaceae. Gene Ontology annotation, molecular function: protein binding. The record is from RefSeq and is a predicted model, not a curated record.
UUUCAGUCUCUCCUCGCAGAUCCCAACUUAGAAAAGGGGAAAAUCUCUCCGCGAAGAACAUUCCAGGCCAGGGCCUCUCCAUUCCGGCCAAAGCCCAACCAAACCCUCGCACCGCCACCCCACCAUGGCCGACGGCGGCGCUCCCCUCUCCACGGCGGGCCACGGCGGGGUGGACCUCAUCAGCGACCUCAACGAUGACGUCCUCCGUGAGAUCAUCACCCGCCUCCCCCUCAUGGAAGCCGCCCGCACCGCCGUCCUCGCUUCCCGCUGGCGCUACCUCUGGCGCUCCGACCGGCUCGUCCUCAAGGACGUUGACAUCCACGAGCCCGCGCGCGACGCCGUGGUCCCCCGAGUCCUCGCCGACUACCCGGGCCACUUCCGCACCGUCAUCCUCGCCGACUGCAGGCUCGCCUCACUGGACCGUGAGCUCCCCGCCUGGCCGCGCCUCCUCGUCGACAAGCGCACGGAGGAACUCCUUCUCGCCAACAGAUGGGUCAUGGACCAGCCCAACCCCGCGCGCCUUCUUCCCGCCGACAUCCUCCGCUGCGACUCGCUCCAGGAGCUCACCCUGGACUUCUGGACGUUCCCCAGCGGCACCGAGGUCCUUCUUCCCCGCCUCCGGGCUCUCGCCAUAGUACGGAUUGUCAUAAGCGAGCAGGAGCUGGAGUGCUUGAUCGCUGCGAGCCCCGUUCUGGAGUCCCUUCGGCUCACCGUCAAUAGCUCCAAGCACGUCCGUCUCCGCAGCAAAAGCCUCAUGUGCGCGCUUGUUGGUUUGCUCAAGGUGGAGGAGUUGACCGUGGUGGACACGCCGCUCCUGGCGCGGCUUUUCUUGUUCCUGUCCCUACCGCUUAAUGGUGUGAGGAUCAGGAUCGUUUGUGCUCCCAACCUGCGGGUGCUCGGCUACCUGAACACAGGAACUCACGAGCUGCAGAUUGGUGACAGCGUCAUCAGGCCAGACAGAAUGGUGAGCACAAGCACUGUAGUUCCAAGCGUCCAGAUAUUGGCGUUGACUGUGAAUUUUGGUGUCUUCGUGGAGGUCAAGAUGCUGGCCAGCUUCCUCAGAUGCUUUCCAAACGUUGACACGCUGCAUAUCCAGUCUGUACUGCGUGGUCCAUCUGUAACUGCCAAUGAACCCAGUGGGGACCAUCAUGCCAACUUCUGGCGAGAGAUCAGUCCGAUUUGUUGCUUGAGAUCACAUGUCAAGAAGAUGGUUAUUCACAAUUUCCGAGGGGAUCAAAAUGAGUUUGAAUUCCUCAAGUUCGUCGCCAUGAAUGCAGAGGAGCUACAGUCCUUACUGGUUGCGUCGCACAAAGAUAUUUUGUCUUCAGCUGUGAAGGUGAAUGAGACAAAAGAUGAAUUGCAGCGUCUACAGUUUCCAACAGGCAUCUCUGCGGUGCUACGGGUAUCACAUAAAGCUGCCACUGUUUGGCGCUUGGGGAAAGCAUGCAUUCUUACAAUCGAUGACCCUUUCGAGUGCUGAAUCCAUGGUUAAUUCGCUGUAUGUUACAUGCUUGAUCCGUACUUUUUGAGAAAUCAUUGACUGUUCUUUGCAAGAUCUUGCUGUUUAGUUUCUUGUAGGCAUGCCUUAUCUUGAGAUAUGGCUGAGUUUUCCAACUACCAAGAGUGUGUAGGAAUUAAAGCUGGCAGAGUACUUGAGAGACUAGUGUUAUUUUCAUGUGUUUGUCUCGAUAUGACAAUAUGACAGCAAUGUGCUUCUGGAUA